ACAACAUACCAUUCAUUAUGGUGGUACUCACGGCUGUAAAUGGAAGAAAACUGAUUGAAAACUUGCCGAGAGCGUCAAAACAUAGAAGUACAGAUAACAAUGCAGAUUUUUACCAAGCAACGUAUCAAUUACCAGUUGAUUUCAAGCAUUUGACCAGAGAAGGUAUUGGAGAUGGCGAUUUUAAGCAACCUUUUGAUGGUUUACGUUACAAACUGAUUAAAGAGGGAGACCUAGAUCGCGUCAUAGAAUCGCUCCCGAAAUUGGAUCUCAAAAGCAAACAUGAGCUAUCACAAAGAAAUCUGCCUGUAUUUUCUAGUCCACGUGAUGAAAUUGAAUACUACAAUAAUAUUUAUAACUCUACAGACAAAAAGACAAGUGGACUAUUCGAUUUUUCAUCUAUUUUAGAGAAAAAUUUAAGGAAUCCAUUUAUAAGUAGAAGAGAAAAAAUAUUGGAUAUCCAAAAGGCAAGAAACUUCACUAAGGCGGCCAAAGCGAUGCCAAGAAAAGAAAAUACAACGGAAUAUUUUCAAAAAAACAGAUUCUUUAGAAAACCGCAGCGAAAUUCGCUUAAAAUUAAUUGGACAACCUGUGAUGAAUUUGCGAUAAAUGCUGUUUUCCAUCCUGAUGAUAUAGUCAACAUUAAAUGGCUGCCAUUUUUCAUUUGGUCUAAAAGGGGAUUUUUAACAACUGUAACACACACAUUUUCGCAUCCAACUAAAAAGAAUGUGCAGUAUUAUAGAUCAACUUUUGGCCCACAUUAUAAAAAUAUUGAUUGGCAACAACCAAAAUUGCUAAUGAAGGAGAGAAGGAAUAUGUUACUAAUAGCGGGUGACAGAAAGGGUCUAUUUUACGGCAUACCAGACCAUGAGCUGCCAGAAGAUCAUCAUUUAAUGAAAAACCUAUAUUUACCAACUAUAAAACUAAGACUAAAGAUACAUGAUCCCUAUUUAGCUAUGAUGUAUUGUGAUGAUCAUUACGCAGCUAUAAUGGCCGAGUUGGGAACUGGACCCAAAUCGGAACAUGAUACAUUUCUUGAAGCUUCCACCCUUAACUUUAAAGGCAAAGGCACAACAGUUCGCAGAGAUAUAGAAGAAGAAAAAUUCAUAGCGAAUAUGCAACAAAGAAUUAAAAUAGAGGAUGAAGAAAACAAAUUUAUACGUAUUCACAGACCUAUCGGAGACGUAGACAUCAAAGUCAGACAUGCUAAAUAAUGUUUGCCUAUACUAUUAUUACAAUCCUAGUAUACAACAUACUUAAGCAGUAAAUAAAACUUGCAUUGUAAAUAAAUAACAACACAUGUAAAAAUUGAUAAAUGAUAAACAUUCAAGACUUAUUAAACAUCCUAUGGUAAACAAAGAUAAUAUUC
This is a messenger RNA of Bicyclus anynana (squinting bush brown), 1366 nucleotides long. RefSeq lists its product as uncharacterized. The transcript is spliced from 3 exons. Lineage: Eukaryota; Metazoa; Arthropoda; Insecta; Lepidoptera; Nymphalidae. The record is from RefSeq and is a predicted model, not a curated record. The coding region runs from base 18 to 1211 and encodes 397 amino acids.